GUGAUAAACAACCUUAGUUUUUACUUAAAUUUAUGAAAAUAUAAACAUGGCCUUUGAUAAUGCACAUAUUUCUGAAACUAUUGGUCGAUCUGAUGUUAAAACUUUACAAUCCUUGUGGAAUUCAAGUGAUUUUGACACUGUGUUUGGUUCCUCUCACUGGACUAGAAUUACUGUUGCCGAUGGAGCUAGUUAUGACAAAGAAGACGUUUUAAAAGCUGUUUAUUUCUCUGUUCACCCAGUAGAAGUUUUUCCAUGUUUGUACCAGAUUGAUGGACCUGAUUCCUUCUUCCUGGUGAGAAAUUGCUCUCUAUUUAUUAGAAAAAUUGCUCUCAAUAAUCUUCAAGCCACUGAUAUUUAUGGAAAAAUUAGAUUUCAGCUUACUGUCACAACAUUCUAUCUGUCAACAAAUCUUGAGCCAUUGAAUCCGCAGUUUCAGCUCAGAGAAACGUUGAAGAAGCGAACCAGCAAUGAUCAUAACACUAUAGAUCUUACUAAUUUAUCACAAGAUAAAUUUUUGAAAGAUGUCUUUUUUACACUGACGGUUCCACAGUGCAUGCAUUCAGUGAUGAAUUUGAUUAAAAAUAAAUAUAACAAAUCUAUGACCAAGCCUUCAACAUUAAUACUUCAACAUAACAAUUUAUCUACUUUGGAUAAUGUUGAUUUUAGAUCUUCUUAUAUAAAAAACAUUGAUCUGAGGUAUAACAAUUUGACCUGGGAUGCAUUUCAAAGGAUACCAAUGGUUAGAAUCGAAUCAUUAUGGCUUGAUGGAAAUCCAUUGUGUUCUGGAAUAACUGGAUCGGAAUACGUUUCUAAAGUUGUUGCCAUAUUUGAUCAACUGAAAAAGCUGGAUGGAAUUGAUAUUUCUCAAACUUUCAUGGCUGCUGAUAAGGACAAAAAGAUAGCUUUGAUCAAGAAUUAUAUAUGUGAUACUUCAUGGUCAAACUUCGUAGACCAUUUCUGUCACCACUAUUUCGGCUUGAUGGAAAGCCCCAAUAGGCACCAAUUGGGUAGAAUGUAUCAUCAAAGGGCUACGUUCAGCUUCUCCGCCUUUAAUAGCUCUGGUACAGAAUGUGAGUGGAAUAGACUGUCAAAAUAUCUAGUAUACUCUAGAAAUCUAUUGACUUUAUCGGACAUAACCAAAGCCUAUACAAGUUUAAUAGUUGGACCUGAAGAAAUAGUAAAAAUCAUUAACUCAUUUCCUGUUGUUCAGUAUGAUCCAUUUUCCUUUACAAUUGAAGUUCCAAUUGCUCACAAAGAUAUGGUAAUGAUAAAUAUAUCGGGAAUAUUUCAAGAAUUGGAUUCUGGUUUAUAUUCUUUCAAUAGGUCAUUUGUCCUAACACCACACAGAAAAAAUGAUGGAGAAUGGAGAAUAUCAAACGAUAUGAUGUAUUUAAUGAUUGCUUCUCAAGAACAGAUAGAGAGGAGCUUUACUAAAGUCAGGACUGGAUUAACUGGUCAGUUUAAACUUGUUCUGAAUCCCUCAACUAAUGAUAAAGAUGCUCUUAUUCCUGCCAUGUGUGAAUUGACAAAAUUGACCAAGGAAUGGUCAGUGAGACUACUUGAGGAAGCAUCAUGGGAUUUGGAAAGGGCCCUACAAGCAUUCAUCGAUGAACUGAAAGCAAAUCAGAUCCCUAUGAUAGCGUUCAGUGUAUAACAGUAGACUUUUCAAGUUUUAAUCUUUCUUCUUUUUCUUGUUUAAUAUUAUGAAGUAUUAUUUUAUUAUUUACAUUUUAA
This is a messenger RNA of Nezara viridula (southern green stink bug), 1734 nucleotides long. Lineage: Eukaryota; Metazoa; Arthropoda; Insecta; Hemiptera; Pentatomidae. The record is from the annotation of a GenBank genome assembly.